CUGCUCUGAAAGCAGCGAGGAAGAGCGUUGCCCCUCUCACAUUCACUGCGUUGCUGUUGUGUUGUGAAACCUCCCCCCGGACUGAGCAGCUCCAGCAGCUGGCGGAGGGCGCAGCUGUGGCGCCUGUUCCGGAGCGCAGCAGCUGGAUGGCUGUGCGCCACGGCUCUCCUGCAGGGAACAUCCACGGAAUGGAGCGCGCCGGCCCGCAGAGCUGCAGCUCCGAUGGGACAUGCCGAGAAGCAAUACUAGAAUAACGUCUGCAGGGUUUUUUUAGUUGAGGAGGAAUCUCCAAAAAAAAAAAAAAAAAAAAAAAAUUGCUUCUUGGCGGGAAUGAAUGAGAUGAGAAAUACUUCUGAGGAGUUGUCUUCUCUCCCUUCAAGACCACUGAGUUUCUCCAAAGCUCCUGCAAAGAGCCGGUUUGUCAGGCUGGGGAGGAAGAGCAGUGAUGGUUCUCAGUCAGGAUUAUCCACCGGCAGCUCCUCCACCUGCAGGUCGGCCGAGGGAGCGGCCGUCAGACAGCCGAGCAAGAGUCGCAUCCGUCACCAUACCAACCGCCUCUCCGGUGUCUUCCACCGCGGCCCCGCCCCCAACUCCGGCUCCAUGGCACUGACGGCGGGUCUCCGGUCGUCGCGCUCUGUCCAAGUCAGGAAGGGAAGCAUGGUCCCUGCAGAAGUACUGCCAGAGGACGACCCAUUCGAGCUGUCCAAUCAGAUAACCGCCCCCGGGAUCCUGAAGAUCUUUGGCAAUGAAAUCUGCGAAGGUGCUCACUAUAAGAGCGUCCUGGCCACCAUGCACUCCAACGCCCAGGAGCUCGUCAAGGAGGCCCUCGAUCGGUAUGGCUUGAGGAAAGAGGAGUCCGAGUCCUAUGUGCUCUGUGACACCAUCGGCUCUAUUGACAACCACCAGUGGAGGACAGAAGGAUUCAGAGUUGUGGGCGACCACGAGAAACCUCUUCUCCUGCAGUCACUGUGGAAACCCCGAGAAGGUUUGGCGAGACGUUUCGAAAUCCAGAGGAAAAGUUCAAUAGAGGAGAAGACGUCCAAAGAGAAGGAUACCAUCACUGCUGGUAUCAACGCCCAGGCCCGAAAGCUGCAGAAGAGCCGAUCCAGGGUCACCUCGACCCUUGUGAAGAGGACUAUGGGUCGAAGCCAGAAGCUCUGGAGGAGCAAAAGUGAGAUGGAUCUCUUGGAUGGUGAGGCUCAAAGUGACACAGAGCACCGUGCCCGUGCCAAGGAUCUUCGCGAGAGCCUCCAUCACUACACAGCUCACAGCCAGGAGUCCCUCAGAACAGGCGCCCGACAGAUUGCCAGCCACAGCGCGGCGGCUCCCUCUGAGGGGGAUGGCGGGUCGGGGUCUAAAACAGAGACCCUCUGUCUGCCAAGGACGAGAGGCGAGCGGGAAGGAGAGGAGUCGGAGAGGGAGGAGACGGAGAGCAGUGACGACCACACCACACAGUACUCCAUUCACCCUCCUCACGACUGCCCGUACCUGCUGCUGCUACAGGGCUGGAGCCUCACUCAGGACUUUGUCGUCUACCUGCUGGCGGCCCCACACGUUGUUAUUGGCCAGCAGAGUGACUGUGAAGACAAGUCAAAUGUUGACAUCCUCCUCUUUGCUGAUGAUAUCCUUCCAAACCACUGCUUCCUCCACCGCCACAGCGCUGGCAGCCCCAUCACUCUCUCCCCUUGCAAAGAUGCUGCUGUUACGAGGAACGGCGAUGAUGUAAAAGAUGACGUGCAGCUGAGCUCUGGGGAUGUUGUCGGGCUGGGAAGGCAUUACUUUUUCCUUUUUAGGGAUCCCUUAGCUGUAAGGGACCAGAAAGUAAGUGGCGCUUCUUCCGAACCCAUCUUGUCUGCUGCUCCGUGGAGACUCUGUCUCAGCCCUCCUGGAGCAACAAGCAUCCACAGUACAGCAAUGAUACACUGCAUCAACUGCACCCCAAACUGCACUGACCUCCGGGGCUUAACCUGCAAGCAGUCUCUAAAGAAAGGUCCUCCAUUUUUAACAUCACCCAGAGGCCACACCCUGACUUUGAACUAUAAGGUUGAGGAUGAAGAUCUGAUCGUCAAGGAGAUUUUUGCUAUGGAAGUUAGGAGCAGCAUCACUGAUGGAGCGCCUCUGACUGUCUCCUUUCUGCUGAGCCUGUGUCUUCAGCACGCAUCUGCACAUCUUCACACUUCAGACCUCCGCAGGCUCCUGCUGUUGAGCGCAAGGGAAGUCCAAAAUGCCGUGUGGGAGUGCACCACAAAGCUAGCUGCUGUUUAUCCUGAAGUCAAGCGUUCAAACCCUAAAGACCUUGAAGUAUGCAGCCUGCAAGAAGUGAUUUCAGGACUGCGCCCCCUGGUGGCGUGGAUGGCCAACAGCCUUGAGCUGCUGCAGUUCAUUCGGCAUCAGCUGCCUCUUAUUCUGGAGUGGAGAAACCGUGAGAAGGGGCUGGAGGUGGAAGAAGACUGGGAAGAUGCUGAAAAUGAGGAAGUGGGGAACCCAGCCACGUUGGAGCUUCGUCUGUCCUGCGUUCGUUCAGCCAGAGAGGAGACUGUUGCUGUCCUGGAGGAAGUCAUCUUACUGGCCUUUCAGCAGUGUGUCUACUACAUCACUAAGUUCCUGUACCCGGUCCUGCCGAGCGUUCUGGACUCCAACCCUUUCAGGGAGAGUCCUGGGGAAUGUAGUCGCGGCCUGGGCGGCGGUGGACGCAUCCCGGUGGAGAUCCGGCAGGUGGUGGAGGUCCUGAACGAGAGCUGGAGGAUGUUUUUAGACUGUCAGGUCCACCCAGAGGUUUCCUCCCAGCUCGUUGGCUACCUCUUCUACUUCAUAAACGCAUCGCUCUUCAACUCACUCAUGGAGAGAGGCUCAGAACCAGGCUUCUACCAGUGGUCCAGAGGGGUCCGAAUGCGGGCCAAUCUUGACCUGGUUCUGGACUGGGCCCACGCAGCUGGACUUGGAGAACUGGCCUUGGAGCACACGCACACUCUCUCCUCUGCUAUCAACCUGCUGGCAUCACCGAGAAAGAAUUUACUGCAGACGCCAUGGGCAUCCCUGCGCUCCGACUACCCUGCUCUGAGUCCGGCCCAGCUGAACCACCUGCUGAGUUUGUACAGCCCGGCCUCAGCCUGCGCACAGACAUGGGCUCCGUCGGCACAGGAUCAAGCAGGAGCACAUAUAACAGCUGAUAUCCUGGAGAGUUUUGACACCCACCAUCCGCUGGAGCUUCCCGGCGAGGGUUACCAGCUUCAGCUCAGACGGCCAGUGACAGAUCCAGCUCUGAGGGAACAGCUGCACAAGCUCAAGGAGUUUAUUACCACACUGUCUGACUCCCAGAUGAAUCCUGAAGAUGCUAGGAAACACCAGGUUGUUGCCGUUAAGAUGGAAGCUGCUCAGGCUGACAAGCACCUCCUUCCAAUGGCCAGGUCAGAAGCCUGCAAUUCAUCAUCGGAUGACCUGUCUCUACCUCAGGUGUUCCCUCCAUCCCCCUCCUGUCUUUAUCAUGAGGAGCUCAGCACCGGUGAUGCACGUAUGGUAGCUCAACAGCUGACACAUCUGGAGCUGACAGAGACCCACGAGUUUAAGAAGUCAGCUCUGGACCCUGCCUGUCUGCUCACCCCUCCUAAAACGCCAAGCACAACAGAGCUGAAGACGGCUGACAGUGAAACAGUCCCCCCAUCCUUCUACCUGGACAGUGAAGGUGGCUUAGUAUCUGAAUGUCUGGCUGCACUGAAUACAGACCAUUUAAAAUCAGACUGCAGCAGUGGGACAGAGCUUUUGGAGCUUAAAGAGUUAGCAGAGGAGGCUGAAGAAGAGGAAGCAGAUGACAAUGAUGAAGUUUUCAGCUUGGAGCUGGAGCGAGGCGAAAGGGGACUCGGUCUUGCUCUGCUGGACACAACGAACACAUCCAUGAAGGUGAAGGGCAUCUUUAUCCGUGCGGUGGUGCCAGACUCCCCUGCAGGCAAGUGUGAGAAGCUGGGGCCUGGAGACAGGAUCCUGGCUGUGAAUGGAGUCAGCCUGCUUGGAUUGGAUUAUGAGAGCGGAAAGGAGCUGAUCCAGUCAUCAGGGGCCAGACUGAGGUUACUGGUGGCAAGAUCCCACUUCAUGGCUGCAGCCUUGCAGACUGAAUGCUGACUCUGCGCUUUUUAAAGGACUAUGGAACCACCAUCAGCUCCACAAGACUUUUAGGACAUGAACAGAAAUGCACUAUGAAAUGAGCUUUGGCUUUAGUUGUAUGUAAAUUAGCAGCUUUUGUGAUACUAGUUAUUGUCAAACAAUUGUUUUUACGUGAUGAUGUGUUCACUAAAUAAGGCUUUUGUUUCAAGAAUUUGCCUUAAAGGUUUUGUAAUUUAUUGAGAUAGAAGCCAGCCAAGAAUACAGCCCCCUGUUACAGAUGUUUAAAAAGCCUUCAAAUAAAUGUAUCUGUUGUUGCAGUAGAGAAAACUUAAAAUGUUUAAAAAGAAGGAAAAUCCAA
This is a messenger RNA of Fundulus heteroclitus (mummichog), 4456 nucleotides long. It is a transcript of the gene radil2b, whose product is annotated as ras-associating and dilute domain-containing protein. The coding region runs from base 331 to 4116 and encodes 1261 amino acids. Gene Ontology annotation, molecular function: GTPase binding. Gene Ontology annotation, biological process: signal transduction; neural crest cell migration; substrate adhesion-dependent cell spreading. NCBI's taxonomy places the organism in Eukaryota, Metazoa, Chordata, Actinopteri, Cyprinodontiformes, Fundulidae. The transcript has 18 exons. Gene Ontology annotation, cellular component: microtubule. The record is from RefSeq and is a predicted model, not a curated record.